UCAGUUGCAUGCUGUGCAUCACUCCGCGUCGAAGGAGAGGAACGGACCGGAGAAUUCAGUUGCCUUAUUGCUGUACACAAACGAGCUGUGAUUGGCAAAAUGUUCUCAAACGGAAGUAAGGAUGACAGCCAACGCGUGAAAGCAACGCCGCUUGCGACACAACCUCCAAAAGAGAAAGAGGCGGGAAGCGACAAAAGUUUAAUGAGUGAUCGGCGUGAAGUGGGCGUAACUUUGAGAAACACUAAACCAAAGCCAAAAAAAGUUAGGAGUGCUAUUCCAAAGCACAGACAAGAGUUGUUAAAGUGGAAUGGUUGGGGUUACAAGGACUCUCAGUUUGUAGUUAAAGAUGGGAUAAUCCAUUUCACGGGAAACCGGUAUCCAAUAGGUGAUGUACCCCUUCCAUAUUUCACAGAAUGGGUAAAGGAUGUACUGGAUGUAAACCUUGAUUUCAAACAAGAAUCACAGUCUUUAAUAAGAGCCAAAGACUAUCCAGAGCCACAUUUGGAUGACGCAUUUCUUUCAGAAAUUCAAGAAUUAGGUAUCAGUCACUCUACAGAAGACGUGGAUCGUUUGAUAAGAGCUCAUGGGCACACUCUUCAUGAUAUUUAUGUUCUGAGAGCUGGAAAAUUUGACCGUAUACCUGACAUUGUUGUUUGGCCAGAAAGCCAUGAGGCUGUCGUGCAGUUAGUGGAACUAGCGAACAAGCACAAUGUUGUUAUAAUUCCAUUUGGCGGUGGAACAAGUGUGUCAGGAGCAGUUUCCUGUCCUAGUCAAGAACGGCGGACUAUUAUGUCAUUGGACACUUCACAAAUGAAUCGGAUACUGUGGCUGGACCGAAAUAAUUUACUUGUGUGUUGUGAAGCUGGUAUUAUUGGUCAAGACCUAGAGAGGGAGCUACAGUCACAAGGAUUCACUGCAGGGCAUGAACCUGACUCCUAUGAAUUCUCAAGUUUAGGUGGAUGGGUUGCUACACGGGCGUCAGGAAUGAAAAAGAAUGUAUAUGGAAAUAUUGAAGACCUGCUUGUACAUGUAAAAAUGGUUACCUCAAGAGGAGUUCUUGAAAAGAGUGGCCAGGUUCCCAGAAUGUCUUGUGGACCAGAUUUCAAUCAUGUUGUGUUAGGAUCUGAAGGAACUCUUGGUGUCGUCACUGAAGUUGUAAUUAAGAUAAGACCUCUCCCAGAGUGCAAAAGAUAUGGCUCUAUUGUGUUUCCAGAUUUUGAAUCUGGUGUAGCGUGCAUGAGGGAAAUUGCAUUGCAGCGGUGCCAGCCUGCUUCUGUCCGCCUAAUGGAUAAUGAACAAUUUAAAUUUGGUCAGUCAUUAAGGCAGCCUACGGGGUAUAUGGGACUGUUGCUUGAGGGUCUGAAGAAACUUUACAUCACUAAAAUAAAAGGAUUUGAUUUAGAUACCCUGUGUGUUGCUACACUGUUGUUUGAGGGUGACAGAAAAACUGUUGAAGCCCAAGAGAAAAGAAUAUAUGAAAUAGCAGAUCAUUUUGGAGGAGUACCUGCAGGAGAAAAGAAUGGUGAAAGAGGAUACAUGUUGACAUUUGUGAUAGCCUAUAUCCGAGAUCUUGGGCUAGAAUACAAUGUAGUUGCAGAAUCGUUUGAAACAUCUGUUCCUUGGGAUCGAACAUUAUCAUUAUGCAAUAAUGUGAAACAUCGUCUGUCUCAAGAAUGUCAAGAUCAUGGAAUUAAAAAGUUCCUGAUAUCGUGCCGUGUUACCCAGACAUAUGAUGCAGGCUGCUGUGUGUAUUUUUACUUCGGUUUCAGCAGCAAAGGACUUGCAGAUCCUCUUGCAACAUAUGAGUUACUCGAAGAGCAUGCAAGAGAUGAAAUCCUGGCUUCUGGGGGCAGUAUAUCACAUCACCAUGGUGUUGGCAAACUACGUGCUAAAUGGUUUCCUCAUCAGGUGUCAGAGACUGGUGUUGAACUGUACCAAGCAACCAAAAAAGAACUUGACCCUAAGAAUAUAUUUGCAAAUGGUAAUUUAACUUUCCGCAGCAAACUUUGAAGCACAAAGUAUCCUGAGAUUUGUCAGUAUCUGAUGAUGUGAAGUUGUGGUCUUGCUAUGUUUACUGAUAAGACUAGUCAAUGUAAUGUUAUUGAAAUGGUAAAAGACAGUAGGUUUGUGUUAUGCGAAGUUUUACAGAGAGACUGUGUGUGUGUGUGUGUGUGUGUGUGUGUGUGUGUGUGUGUGUGACAUUAGAUAAUGUGUAUACUGCUGAAUGUAAAUCUCUUGCUGCUGCUUUUGUAUUAUUAAUCAUUUGUUUAGCUAUUUUAAAGGAACAUUUUUGGCAAUUGUGCUGGCCAGAGUUAAAAUACUGGCAUGGACUGUGCUGUUUUUCUUAAAAGGAGUCACACCUUUUGCAAUACAUGAAGAAUAGAAUUCACUUCUUACCUGAUGGGUAAAAGGAAUUCGUGUAACGUGUCUCCAAUACAGAAUUCCACCUGUAUUUUAAAAGCAGCCUCCCAAGUUUAACUUAGCUGAAAACCAUAAUACGUGCCUAUGAUACUGUUUGACAUGAGUGUUUUUGGAACUGAACUUAUAAUGCAGUUGUACUUUCUGAAAAUGGAAAACUGCCUAAAGAACUAUUUUUGCUUCGGUUGUAUUUAUAAUUUCCAGCAAACACAAAAGCAAUUUCUUGUUUGGAACUAGUGCAGCAACUCAGAGGUCCAGUGUGGACUGUAAUUAUCUUUUGGCAAUGAAACUUGGUAGACAUUCUAAUGCAUUAAUGUGGAAGCGAUUUGCACUGGAGAAAACUUAGUUCCAAAUGGCAACCAGUUGCUAGCCUGGUGCUGUGAAUGCAAGAGAGACAUAUACAGGUGGACUAGAUAUGGGAUGUGGUCAGAAAAAGUCAAACAAAUGAGAAAGGCAUAAUGUUGAUUUUAUUAUUAACUGCCACUUACACAAUUUGUUCAAUGUAAGCCCUGGAGACGUCGAUGAGAUGCCUGGAGACGUCGAUGAGAUGCUGUACAGC
Molecule: messenger RNA, 2977 nt
Organism: Schistocerca piceifrons (Central American locust)
Lineage: Eukaryota; Metazoa; Arthropoda; Insecta; Orthoptera; Acrididae
Gene: Agps
Product: alkyldihydroxyacetonephosphate synthase
Exons: 12
Coding region: 100-2010 (636 amino acids)
Biological process (GO): lipid biosynthetic process
Molecular function (GO): FAD binding; alkylglycerone-phosphate synthase activity
Source: RefSeq, a predicted model, not a curated record